Pogona vitticeps (central bearded dragon) is the source of this 8454-nucleotide messenger RNA. It is a transcript of the gene DLG5, whose product is annotated as discs large MAGUK scaffold protein 5. Gene Ontology annotation, cellular component: plasma membrane. Gene Ontology annotation, molecular function: protein binding. Gene Ontology annotation, biological process: negative regulation of hippo signaling. The record is from RefSeq and is a predicted model, not a curated record. NCBI's taxonomy places the organism in Eukaryota, Metazoa, Chordata, Lepidosauria, Squamata, Agamidae.
AGGGGGGGGGAGGGAGAAGAAAAGCAGAAGAAAUGUGGGGGUGGGUGGGUAGCGAGUUCUUAGGAAAGGAAGGAGCCUCACCCUUUUUACCCACCCACCCCACACAUGCAGCCCGACUGGGCAUAGGAAGGGGCAGUGGUUUGGAAACCACUACCUGUUUGAUUCGGAUUUGGGGGAGCCGUGGCGGUGAGGCCGGAGGAGGAGGAGGAGGAAGAGGAGGCAGCGAAAGAGCAACAGUUGGUUUCCAUUCUGCAUAACUUUGCCCGGAGUGUGUGUGCGUGUGUGUGUGAGAGAGGGAGAGAUUCUUUCUUUCUUUUUGAUUUGAUCCACCAUGGAGGGGACAUCGGAGAGAGAAGUUUAGCAGCUGUUUCCCUUGCUUUGUAGUGGGAAAAGAGGAGGUUUUGGAUCUCUCUCUUUCUCUCCGCCCAUCUCCUGAACCUAUUUAUCACAAGGGAGGGAGGGUGGCUAGGAGAGAAAAGUUGUUUAGCUCCCUUUGAUUACAGGGAGUGGGCGGGGCCUGUUGUGCGGGAAGGAAGGAAGGAAGGAAGGAGGAAGAAGAGGAGGGAAAAAGGAGGACGGGGGAGGGGGAGACAGCGAGAAGCCCAAAGCCCGGGCACAAAGCAUCUUCCCCUCUUCACCACCCUUGCUUCCCUCCCGACGAGGACGGCUCUCCCUGCCCGGAGGUGAGGAGGACCGGAGUGCCUUCCCAAAGGCUCGAGCGGCGCCGGCUGCCAUGGAGCCGAAGCACAAAGAGCUGCUGGCCCAGUGUCACCAGAGCCUGGCUCAGGCCAUGACCGAGGUGGACAAGGUGGUCGACCUGCUGGAGGCGGCGGGCGCCUUGAACCCCCGCGACUUGCAUGAGCUGCGGGAAGCCGCCGCCGCCGCCGUCGCGGGAGGAGAAGGAGGAGGAGAGGGAGAAGGCGGUGGGGAUGCAGGAGGAGGAGGAGGAGGACGGGAGAAAGCCUCUGCCAGCGCUGGCAAAGCCGAUCUGCUCAUCAAGCUGCUCCUGGCCAAAGAUCGGGAUCACUUCCAGGACUUGCGCGUGGCUCUGGAGAAGACGCAGCCUCACCUGCUCUCCAUCCUUUACCUGAACAACGGCGUGGCCGGCGCGCAGCCUGGCGAGACGGCUGGGUCUACUUACAGUGUACUGUCCAUAAUGCCAUCAGACUCUGAAAGCAGCAGUUCUCUUAGCAGCACUGGUACAACGGGUAAAGCAUCGUCACCACCACCCACCGUUGUGGACGUGAGGCAGAUGAAUGAAAAACUGGAGACCAUUCUGUUUCAGCUCCGCCAAGUGACCCGUGAGCGGGAUGAGUUGCGAAAGCGGCUUGCACUCUCCUCUCCUGGAUCAACCUUUGAUGAUUGCAGGCCUAGUCCCAAGCCAAAUCAUGAUUAUGAGAGGUUGAAGAUACAGUGUAUGAAGGCAAUGUCAGACCUGCAGUCUCUACAGAACCAGCACACGAAAACACUGAAAAGAUGUGAAGAAGCUGCUAAGGAGGCUGAUUUCUAUCAUACGUUACAUAGCCGUCUGCUGAGUGACCAGUCACAGCUGAAGGAGGAUAUGGACACUCUGAAGCGAAAGAAUAGUCAGUUGGUACGAGAGCAUAAUCACCUUCAGCAAUCGUGCGAGGAAAUGAAGAGACUUCACGAUGAAGACCAGAAAGAGAUAACAGACCUACGCAGUCAACAACAGCAGGUUAUGAAGCAGAAUGGGUCAUCAGAGAUACUAAAUAAACUCUAUGAUACAGCAAUGGACAAGCUAGAGGGUGUGAAGAAAGAUUAUGAUGCACUAAGGAAGCGGUACAAUGAGAAGAUAGCAAGCCAUAACACUGACCUGAGCCGGCUAGAACAGACAGAAGAGGAGAACAGGCGCCUCCAAAAGCAGAUUGAGAUGUUGAUGAAACAGCGGGACACAGCAAUACAUUUCCAGCAGCAGUAUUCCUCCUCUCUCAGAAGAUUUGAGUCUGUGCAGCAAGAACUGAGCAAAGCCACAGCCCAAAACAAAGAGUUGCAACGAGAAAUGGAGCGGUUACAGUCGGAAGUGACAAGGUUUAAAACGAUGCAGCUGAAGGCUGUGAAGGAUGCAGAGAAGUACAAGGAGGAGAGGGACUCUGUGUUCAAUGAGUACCGUCUCAUCAUGAGCGAGAGGGAUCAAGUUAUCAAAGAAGUAGAUAAACUACAGACAGAGCUGGAACUUGCAGAAUCCAAACUGAAAAACACGUCCUCGGAGAAAAGAGUGGCCAGUGAAGAAAUGGAAGCUUUAAGACAGGAGCUGAAUUCUGCUCUAGUGGAACGAGAUCGGGCAAUCUGUGAAAGGAAUGAACUCUUGGAAAAGUACUGCCAUGAAGUGAAAGACAAGGCUGAGGCACAGAAGGAACUGGAUCAAGCAUGCAAGGAUAUUGAGACGGUGAAAGAAGAGAGAGAUGUAGCCAGAAAGGAAAGGACAGAAGCCAUCAUCCAGAGGGACCAUCUGCUAAGGGAAUAUUAUCAAGCUCGGCAGAUACAAGAUUCUGCUACACUAGAUAUAGAAAGAGCUAACAAGGAAAUUGAAAUGCUCCGCAAGCAAUAUGAGGCCAUGUCACAAGAGUUAAAAGAAGCUGUCCAGGAAGCAGAAGUAGCAAAAUGCAGAAGAGAUUGGGCCUUCCAGGAACGUGACAAAAUUGUUGCGGAACGAGAAAGCAUCAGGACUUUGUGCGAUAACCUGAGGCGAGAAAGAGACAGAGCGGUGAGCGAUCUGGCCGAGGCUCUACGCAAUCUGGAUGAUAUGAGGAAGCAAAAGAACGAUGCUGUGCGUGAAUUGAAAGAAUUAAAAGAGAAGAUGGAGAAUCAGUUGGAAAAAGAGGCACGGUUCCGGCAGUUGAUGGCCCACAGCUCUCAUGAUUCAGCCAUUGAUACAGAUUCUCUGGAGUGGGAAACAGAAGUAGUUGAGUUUGAGAAAGACAGGGAAGAUAUGGAUUUGAAAGCCCUCGGGUUUGAUGUGGCUGAAGGUGUGAAUGAACCAUAUCUUCCUGGAGACUGUGGAAUAUUUGUUACCAAAGUGGACAAAGGAAGUAUUGCGGAUGGUCGAUUAAGAGUGAAUGAUUGGCUGCUGAAGAUAAAUGAUGUGGACCUUACUAACAAAGACAAGAAGCAAGUAAUAAAGGCCGUACUUAAUGGUGGAGGAGUUAUUAAUAUGGUAGUUCGAAGAAGGAAAUCCUUAGGAGGAAAGGUGAUAACACCCCUGCACAUCAAUCUUGCUGGCCACAAAGAUAGUGGAAUUGGUCUGGAAAAUGGAAUUUUUGUUGCCACUGUAGUGCCUGGUAGCCCAGCUGCCAAAGAUGGGUCCCUCACAGUGGGAGAUAGGAUAAUUGCCAUAAAUGGCAUUGCACUUGAUAAUAAAUCACUGACUGAAUGUGAAACUUUGCUGCGAAACUGCCGGGAGUCUCUUACGCUUUCAUUGAUGAAGGUUUUUCCUCAAAGUUCAAGCUCAUCUUGGAGUGGUCAGAACAUAUUUGAAAACCUCAAGGAUUCAGAGAAAAUGUCAAACUGUAGGGUCCAUGCAUCAGAGGUACAAGUUCAGAAUAAAAGAAACUUAAAACACAACAGUUCAACCCAAACGGACAUUUUCAACCCAGACAUAAUGGAUGUCAAGAAAGAUCAGAGUGAUCAAGAGGGAGGUGGUUUGUAUUGUGAUCUCAAACCAUUCUCCAGCAGCGUUUUACACACAGACACUCACCGGAGCCCUGUACAUGGAUGCCACAGUAACUCAGAGCACAGCCUUGGCUCCUUUAGUCCAGAUGUCUAUGGGGAGCCCAGCUAUGGGAUAGUUAAUCUGGAUAGCAGGAGGCUGCCCUUUGAGCCCACGGUUGCAGAUUGUGUGAUGGUUGAGAACCCAUCAGACAAAGGACAUGGUGGCAAACAUAGUGGAGGCACUUGGCCCAAGGUUGUGGUCAACAUUGCGACCACAGAAACUGAAAAGUUCUCUGUGUACAAAAAGCCAAAACAGAGGAAAUCCAUCUUUGAUCCAGACACUUUCAAAAGACCUCUGACUCCUCCCAAAAUGGACUAUCUGUCCCCCAAUCAAGUGUUGGCUCAUUCACCCCAGGCCUCCAAAAGUGAAGCUGUUCCCACCCCUCCCACCCCUCCCAAGAGAAGUGACUCUAUUAAAUUUAAACACAAACAACAGGCAAGUUCCACCUCAGAGUCAACAGUCACUACUGGCUCCCCACCUACCAGCCCAGCCACAGUCCAGCCCCCUGAACUCAAGCCAGACUGUGGCCUUCACAAGGGCCGAGGAAGACCAUCUGGACAUUACUACAGAGAAGAAGGGGUUGACCCUGUCCAUUUGCCUUCUAGAAAAUCCUGUGAAGAGGACAUUGGCUUUCAAAGAGUGGAAGAGCCUGAAAUCAAAAGACCAAGGCCCAAGUCUGCUCCUGCCUUGAGACAUAAACUUACUCCUGUGCUCAUUCCUAACCCAUCUCAUCAGGUACAAAAAUACACUCCAGCAAGUGAAGAACUUCUUUCUCCUGAACUACAGGAGUGGCCAACAUAUUCACCAAAACGGUCCAGUAGGCAUAGUGAUGGCUUUGUGCCUACCUCUUUAUACCCUGGGAGCAUGUCAGCAGGUACUGUACCAAGGAACAUUGCACCAUGUCCUGCAGUAACAGCUGUUAUGCGAAAUCCUAUUUACACUGCCUGGAGUCAUAGGGUUAGCACCACUAACUGUCCAUCUGUCGCCAGUCAAUAUUGCCAUCAGCAUCUUCAUCCCAGUGCUCAACACCAAGGUCGCUUGAGUUUGGACCUGAGUCACAAACACUCCAAUGAGUGCUCUGAAAACACACGCACAAGAUCAUCACAUGGUUCCAAUUCACUGCCCUCUAGUGCAAGACUUGUAGGUUCUUCCAGCAACUUGCAGUAUAGAACAGAACGAAUAAAAAUACCCUUGACACCAAGAUACCCAAGGUCCAUCAUUGGCUCUGAUAGGGGUUCAUUGUCACAUUCCGAAUGUAGCAGUCCAAGCCUAAUAACUCCUCCACAGUCACCACUUAACCUUGAGACGUCAUCCUUUGCCAGCAGCCAGUCACAAAACUCCCUUUCCACAAUGCCCCGGAUCUCAGUGAGUCCAGUAUCAAUAGGACAACGUCGGAAAGAUAAGCCAUAUAUGGAAGAACCACGUCACGUCAAAGUGCAGAAAGGCUCUGAGCCACUUGGAAUCUCUAUUGUGUGCGGAGAAAAUGGUGGAAUCUUUGUAUCAAAAGUGACUGGUGGCAGCAUCGCCCAUCAGGCUGGCCUGGAAUAUGGUGAUCAGUUACUGGAGUUUAAUGGAAUAAACCUGCGGAAUGCUACAGAGCAACAAGCCAGACUCAUCAUUGGGCAGCAGUGUGACACCAUAACAAUUCUAGCACAGUAUAAUCCACACAUGUUCCAGCUGGGCAACCACUCGCGGUCAAGCUCCCGGCUAGAACCUGUGAGCAGCCAUUCCACCCCCCAAGGCAGUGGAGCUGCCACGCCUGAUAGCCAUUCCAUAAUUGAUACUGUGAGCGAACAAGAUGAAGGGACCAUGACGCCCCCAUCCAAGCAGACCACCCCAACUACCAGUCCCUGCAAUUCAAUGAGGAAUUCUGUGGACACAUCUAAGAAACCACCUGAACCUAGAAUGGUUACCCUUAAGAAGUCUCAAGUGGAACUUGGAAUCCAAAUCUGUGGUGGAAAUCUGUAUGGAAUAUUUGUGUCUGACAUAGAAGAUGACAGCCCUGCCAAAGGACCUGAUGGGCUGGUGCUAGGAGAUAUGAUACUUGAGUAUGGAUCUGUUGAUAUGCGGAAUAAAACAGCUGAGGAAGCUUACCUUGAAAUGCUCAAGCCAGGUGAAAAUGUCAGAAUAAAAGCACAGUACAGAGUAGAAGAAUUCAACAGGAUCAAAGAGCUGCCUGGAGAUGGAUUCUAUGUCAGGGCACUUUAUGACCGACUGGCAGAAGUGGAGCAGGACUUGAGCUUUAAGAAAGACGACAUUCUGUAUGUCGACAACACUCUGCCACAGGGGAACUUUGGUGGCUGGAUGGCAUGGCAGCUGGAUGAGAAUGCCCAGAAGCUGGAAAGAGGGCAGAUUCCCAGCAAAUACAUGAUGGAGCAGGAAUUCUAUAGGAGGCACAGCAUGUCUGAGGCUAAAGAGGAGAACAGCUCUGCAAAGUCAUCAUCGGCAGCAGCUCGAAGAUCAUUCUUUAGGAGGAAACAUAAACACAAACGCAGCGGGUCCAAAGAUGGAAAGGAUUUGCUGGCCCUCGAUACCAUCAGCACAGACUCCAUUCCUUUCUUAGAUGAUACUGUAAGCCUUGCUUAUCAGCGAGUUCAGAAAGUGGAGUGCACCUCUCCUAGGCCCGUGCUUAUUCUAGGGCCAUUACUUGACGCUGUGAAGGACAUGUUAGUCAAGGAGUCUCCAGGAAAAUUUUGCAGGUGCCCUCUUGAAGUGAUGAAAGCUUCUCAACAAGCCAUCGAGCGGGGUGUGAAAGAUUGUCUAUUCAUAGAUUAUAAACGCAGGAGUGGACAUUUUGAUGUGACAACUGUUGCCUCAAUAAAGGAGAUAACAGAGAAGGAUUGCCACUGUCUCUUGGAUAUCGCUCCCCAUGCCAUCGAACGUCUGCACAGCAUUCACAUUUACCCGAUCGUCAUCUUCAUUCGUUACAAAAAUGCCAAACAGAUCAAAGAACAGAAGGACCCCAUUUUCCUGAAAGAUAAAGUUACACAGAAACAUUCCAAAGAACAAUUUGAGACUGCUCAAAAAAUAGAACAGGAAUAUAGCAAGUACUUCACAGGAAUAGUCCAAGGCGGUCCUCUUUUAACCAUUUGCACUCAGAUCAUGACGACUGUUGAUCAAGAACAAAACAAAGUCCUGUGGAUUCCAGCUGGACCUCUGUAGACAUUCCCUGUGCAACGACUGAAACUCUGCAACAAACUGUGCAUAGAUAGUUGACGAGGGGCUUUGGCCUAUAACCCACAUGAAGGGUUUGUCAUGAGCAGCAUUACCUGUGAGGUGUGCAUGGAACACCGUGGCUCUUUCAUUGCCAGAAUUUUUUUGUGACAUAGAAGUGGACAUUUCCAGAAUUUCUUUUUUUCCCCAUAGGAAUACUUUAUGAUGCUGCAAAAGAAAGAGAGAGUGAAUGACAGAAACCCUUUAGGAUGCGUUUACACCCCCCCCAAGUGUUUGGUGGUUUGUGUUUACUUGAAUUUUUCCUUUUUUUACAAUCUCUUCUCUCCCCUGUCCCACCCUCCUUCCCACCCUCCUCUGCUUCUAAUGCAAAAAACAAACAAAAACAAAACACAAUGGAAUGGAAUUUUUAUAUACCGAGAGGGAAUGACUUUUCCAUGAAGUGUGGUUGUGUGUCCUUUGGUGAUAGCCAUUCUCCUUCAGAAUAAAUGCAUGAAUUGUGAAUGGUCUUCUCAUAGAUACAUGUUUUUUGAAGUGAAUUCAGGGGGAAAGCGGCGAUCCUCCGACACAGGGGUCGGGCCACUGUUUGUAUUUCAUGAAUUCUUGAUCUUUUAGAAGUUUUUGGCUUCUUUUAUGCAUGAAUUUGGUACUUAAACGUCACCAUGUAUCCAAUCAAACUGCUCACUGUAUAUUCAAACACAAUAAUUGUGGGUUACUGAGUCUGCAUUAAGCAGGAAGAGUUCAGAGUUGGCCUUGAUUGUGUAAUGUUAUCACGCAUAGAUGGUCUGUUGUCAUUGGAAGCUUAUGCUUUCUUCUUUGCUGGAGUGUAAUAACCAUAGGGAUUUUUAUUUAAUUAGAAGCACAGCCUCAGUUUUAGAGAUCUGGAAAGCUCUAGCAUUGUCCUGUGACUGUCAUUUUGCCACUGUCUACAAAUAAUAAUAGUGUGUGGUGUGUUUGUUUGUUUGUUUCUUAAUUUUUUAUUAUGAUUUGUAUUUCCUGACUGUACCAAAUUCCAUUGUAAGUUUUCUUUUUUUGCACUUCGAAAGUCAUUUUCCAACCAUGUUUUUUAUUUUCCCUUCAUUAAAAAAAUUGCAUGUCAUGUUUUAUAGGUACUGUAACUUUAUUGUUAAAGUAUCCAUUUGAGUAGAGCUGCAUUUGUGAUUACUGUUCCUAACAUUUCAUUAUCUAGAUAGUUAUCCUUUUUGUUUUUGCCCUUUAGUUUGUAGUUGUUCCUUUUUAUUUACAUUAAUUAAAAAAGGGAUUCUUGCACAGUUGUUCGAAGACAAAAUUUGGUUGGAAAUUUUAACCUCUGUUUUACAGAUACUAUUUUAUAGUUCAAAAUAUGGGAGAGAGAGGAAACGCAUAGAAAGCCUAUUGAUAAAUUCUUAGUUGAAAUACUGUUUAUAAGUUGAGGGACAGCAGUUAUAUAUUUUUUUUAAAGAGGGAGGCCUGAGUGGGACUUCAGCGGUACGAUUGAAGCAAACUGGUACUGUUGCAACAUUAAUUUUCUGUACUAAAAAUAUGUCAUUUUGUAUUAAAACAAACAAGUUAAA